Messenger RNA from Phalaenopsis equestris, 1717 nucleotides. Its product is annotated as E3 ubiquitin-protein ligase CIP8-like. Gene Ontology annotation, cellular component: cytoplasm. Lineage: Eukaryota; Viridiplantae; Streptophyta; Magnoliopsida; Asparagales; Orchidaceae. Gene Ontology annotation, biological process: protein ubiquitination. Gene Ontology annotation, molecular function: ubiquitin protein ligase activity. The record is from RefSeq and is a predicted model, not a curated record.
UGGGCCACCUGAAAAAGGAAGAGCUGAAGAACCUCCAGUUCCUGGUUCCUAUCAGCUUUCUUUUGCUUGUCCGCCACCAAUUUCAGAGCCGAUCGAAACGGCCCUCUGCCGGAUUUCUCCCCAAGCUGCUGAGGUUGAAUUGGAAGAUUGGAAGAUGGCUGAUGAUCUGAUCACCCGAUACUGGUGUUACAUGUGUCGGCAAAGAGUGAACCCGGUCAUGGAGGUGGAACCUAAAUGCCCCUUCUGUGACAGUGGGUUUGUGGAAGAAAUGGAUGGAAUGGAAGUACCUGAAACUGAUGAUGUUGGAUCUGAGAGAGUCCUUUCUCCAUGGGCUUCUAUCCUACUAGGGAUGAUGGCUAAUCCUUCACGUCGCCGCCGUGGCAGAAGGAUCUUGAGGAUUGAAGAAGAUGAUGACUCUGAUCUGGACCGUGAGCAGGAAUCCUCUGCACGGAGGCGGAGGAGGGAGUUGGAGGAUGAAGAUAGAAGGAUGGGGAGAGAAGAAGAAGAGAAUGAGUCAGAAUCUGAGCGUGAAUUGGACUCUAAUCUUCGAAGAAGGAGACGGAGUACAGCCAUACUUCAAUUUCUUCAUAGCAUUCGUGAAGAUUUUCGUUCAGAUUCUAAUGAAGCAGACAGGGAAAGGGAUGGGGACAGGGAAAGGGAAAGGGAUGGGAACUGGGAAAGAGAAAGAGAACGGGAUAGACGGAGUCUGAUCUUAAUCAAUACUUUUAAUCAGGCGGUUGUUCUCCAAGGAUUCGUUGAUUCAGAUCAAAACCAAAGCCAAGACUCGAAUGGUGCUGCCUUUGGUGCUUCCAUUGGAGAUUACUUCAUUGGAUCAGGACUGGAUUUGCUGUUGCAGCAUCUGGCUGAGAAUGAUCCAAACCGCUAUGGCACACCUCCUGCCCAGAAAGAGGCGGUAGAUGGGAUGCCUACUGUGAAAAUUGAAGAGAAUAUGAUCUGUCCAGUCUGUUUGGAAGACUUUGAAAUUGGAAUGAAAGCUAGAGAAAUGCCAUGCAGACAUUAUUUUCAUUCUGGGUGUAUUUUACCAUGGUUGGAACUCCAUAGUUCUUGCCCUGUGUGCAGAUUUCAGUUGCCUGCAGAUGAAACAAAGACUUCUAGAGGGCUAACUGAUAGCAGUAGGCUAGGGGGGAGCGGUCGGGAUGGCGGUGUUGGUGGUACGAGAAAUAGGUUGAGGGCUUCUGCCUCACGGCCUUUCAGUGGCCUCUUCUCAUUUUCAGGCUCUCAGGGUGAUGGAAAUCCUUCCUCAUCUACAUCUGAUCACAACUCCCCUUCAGAAGAGAAUUAAAGAUGUUUCUUUGAUGUCUAUAUCCUACUUUUGUUGCACUUGUGAUUCCAUAUAUAUUGCUAUGGAAUAUAAAACCAGAAAGCCCUUUUUCUUAAGCAGCUCUAAACUCGCAGACUUAUUUAUUUUUGGUGGAGCUGAUUUUUACUCUAUAAUGGUUCCGGCAGUCUACAGAAUCUGGAAAGAAGUGUCUUGGUGAAUGAUAUUCUGUUUAUGAUCUGGUUAUCUAUGCACACUUGUGUGGUGGGAGCAUGGCUAUGUGGGUUUGUGUUUUGUGCUACUCCUGCGUGUCUGUUCAUGUAUUUUGUUUCAGAUUUUGAAUAUGCAGCUGCAUUUUUAAAUGUAGUGGAAGUUAUUGGCACUUGGCAUGUAAAUUUUUCUUAAUUGAGGAUUUAUGUACAUACGACACAAUUCUUA